Molecule: messenger RNA, 4242 nt
Organism: Auanema sp. JU1783
Lineage: Eukaryota; Metazoa; Nematoda; Chromadorea; Rhabditida; Rhabditidae
Source: the annotation of a GenBank genome assembly
AUGAACACUCCAUUCCCACUUCCCAUUGUGUCCAAUUACCAGAAUGAAGGAAAAAAGGUCAAUGAUGCCUUAGUUGUUAUCGAACAGAAAGUCACGGAUGCCAAGAAGAUUGUCGAAGAACUGUUGUUCAUGCUUGACUUACAGGAGAAAGUUCCAUGGCCUGAUAUGCUGGAAAAGUUUUCUGCCAUAGCCGCCGCUUAUACUCAACUACAAGCAUUGAUUAAAAAGAGUGGAAUUUUGGCAGGACAUGAGGAUCAUGGAGCUCUUUUACGAUCGCAUGUAAUGGUACCGCAAAGGCUCCAACUAGAAACUGAUGAUGAUCUUGUGAACUUGACAAAUCAUAGGAUGUAUUCUUUCAAUCACGAUAAUGUGCCCGACUAUUUGAAGACACGUUAUACACCCGAUAUGGAGAAUGAGGAGUUCGCGAUUGAGCAAGAGAGGACGACAAAAACCAACGAACUUGCCAAUCGUCAAAUUCAGAACUUGAACAAACAUGUGGACAUGUUGUUAGUGUCUCUGCCUGCUGCGGAUAAAGCAAACUACGAAAAUUUAAUGGAAAAGCCUUCUCACAAUAUGGAAGAUACAGUCAAACUUGUAAGAGCUAUAAUGUGUGGAGAGGGACUUCGUCAAACUCCUGUAGUUCGGGCUGCAGCUCAAGCACCACCAUCCAGACAAGGAGGACAAGCUUCAGGGAUGAGUAAUAAUAUUGCUCGGAACCGUGGUGGAUCUUCUAGGUGUGAUUUUUUUGGAGUUGAGCCACGAGUACCCAGUCCCGCACCUUCCGAACGACGAUCUAGUCAGCUAACGGGAAUCAAUUUGUCAUUACAAGCUUUAAUUGACGAGUUCCGAAAUCGACCGAGGCCAACUGUUGGCAUCGAAGACAACCCUUCUGUGUUGUGUUCAACGACAAAUGGUCCUAAACCUUACAUAGACUUAGCUCCGAUUGGUUGCAAUGACGGCGAAGUCGAGCAUAUCACGGUCCUAUUUCCAUGGAUGCAAGUAUCUGUUAUUUGUAACACAGAAAUGACCCUGUAUAGAUUGAAGAAUGAGCUAUUCUCUAGACUUCGAAAUAUGGAGGUUUCCAGUUUCUCCAUGGAGCCUUCAAACUAUUUAUUCCGUGCUGUACGUCAAUCUACUGGACAAUUAGAUAUAUUGUAUAAUGAGGAUUCUGAACUGUAUAAACUUGAUCUCACAACACCUUUCCCGUUUCUCUUUCUGUUUGAACCUGAAGGAGCAAAGAGAGAAAGAAAAUUGGCAAAGGGCGUAGAAAGAGCGUUGGGUCGUUCUCUGACUAUGCUAGAAGGAGAUUUAACAGACGAGCUCAAAGCUUUUAGAGCUAGUUUAUGGAAAGACAUUUCUGAAUCUGUGAAAAAUCGAGGGAAUGGCGGUGUAGACCAUUAUGCAUUCCCUGAAGAAGAUUAUCUUGGAACGAAAGAAGCUCAAGCAUCUUUAACGUUACGAAUGAACUCAAAACCGAAAUACAUAGUUUUCUAUCGAUCACGGGAGGAUGAAGAGUUGGGAAUAGACGAGAAUAGUGUAUCAGUGGAAGUACCAUACGCUGAUGAUCUCUACUCUAAAGACCUGAUAGACAGAGUUCUAGAACAGUUUCAAGAAAUCGGACAGAAAUGUGAUGACGAAGAAUAUAUAUUACAAAUUGCUGGAAGAAAGACUUAUAUAACGGAAGACCGUCGCUUACUCGCUUCUCGCUGGUUGAGGAGUAAUCUGAGUAAUUAUGUUAAUCCCGUGCUAGUUUUGAGGAGGAAAAGUAUUGUUCUCAGGAACUACUUGGAGCCCUUACCCCUUCAAAAGCCUCACUAUGUACACGCCGAAGAAGUGAAGGCUGAAGUAGAAACGAAAGAGCCAUUACCAUCGUUAUGGACUGUUGAUGAAAACCUCUUGAUAAGACCAACCACAUAUAGUAAUAUGGGAGGUCAUCAUGACAUGAACUCUUCGAUUGUUGUACUUUUCACGUUCUAUAUGGGCUCUGUAGUUAUGGCUGAGGUUGUUUCAAAAUCUAUUUCUCCUCGCAAUCCCCGAUGGCUUGACCCAGCAAUCCAUACAGGAAUAUAUAUGAAAGAUGUGCCUGAAGCUAUGAUUCUCACCAUCGAAGUGUUUGAACUGAGAAGAUCCAAGAAAACCAAUGAUACCAGCAAGAAAAAUGACUCUGACCCUAAAAAAACUAAUUCGGAAAUAAACUUGUUGGCUCUACUGAAAGACGAAGAUGGCAAAGGAAGAAAGUACAAGGAUAAUGAAGAUAGAAUUUCUGCAUCUCGGAUAGGAUGGGUCAACAUGCCCAUGUACGAUUGGAAUGGUGAUAUGCAGUUAGGAACUUUCACAGUUGCACUGUGGACUACAGAUUUCGAACCUCCUCCAAAUGGAAGAAUCGGAACUAUGGACACAAAGCUUCAUGGACGAUCCGCUGUGCAUUGUCGACUGACGUUCGAAACAACAACGACAAUAACUUCUCGCGAGGCAGGACGCAGAAGCUGUCGAAUCGUGGAUGAUUGUAGAUGGAAGGAAUUAUACAAUGUUCAUUUUAAGAACGAUGUGUACCAGUAUGUUCCGGAGAGGGACGAUGAAUCUUUGGAGAAGAUCAAAGGUUUCCUAGAAAAGCGCUAUGUAGGAACUUCUUUGAUGGAGGAAGAACAGCAGUUUGUGUGGGAUAAAAGAGAUCUCGUGUCCAAUCAUAUGCCCGAUGCCAUCCUUCUGAUAAUGGAGAGUCGCUACAUGUGGGAAACAAGAGAAUCGUUUGGAUACAUAUAUACCAAGUUACUGUACGGUCAAUGGGGUUCUUUAAGUUUGCCAGCUGCUAUCACCAUUCUCUCAACAAAAUGUAGCGAUAGGAUCAUCAGAAAGUUUGCUGCUCAACAGUUGGAUGAAUCCUUAAGCGAUCAUGAUCUCUCUCUCUUCAUUUUACCAAUAAUCCAAUCUCUCAAAUGCGAAACCCGUGCCGACUCAGACGUGGCUCGUCUUCUUGUGAAAAGAGCGCUAUCUGAUUAUCGGCUUGGACAUAAGUGCUUCUGGUUACUACGAGCUGAGCUCAUUGGGCUACACGGAGGAGUUUCCGGACAUCUGAACCAAGUCAUGUACAAACGCUUUGCCAUUUUAAUCGAAGCUUUCAUUAGAGGCAACGAAGAACACAUGGAAACUAUUCUCAAGCAGAUUGAAAUGGUUGAGUUCCUUUCCAAAGUGAGUAGUGUUGUGAAAAAUUACAAAGAUCGUGAUGCUGCCACAAAGCGAUUACAACAAGAGUUGGAGGAUAAUAGAGCUCUAGUGGAACACAUCGAUUCGCCUCUUGACCCCACCGACGUUUUGGGAGAAUUGAUAAUCGAAAAGUGCAAAGUCCUGGGAAGUGCUAAAAUUCCCAUAAGGCUAAGUUGGAGGAAUGCCAACCCUCUUUCUGAACACUACUUACCUUUAAGGGAGAUAAUCUUCAAAAAUGGAGAUGAUCUGCGACAAGAUAUGCUCGUUCUUCAAGUUUUAGUAAUAAUGGAUGCUAUCUGGAAAAGAAACAACUUGGAUUUCUGUUUGAGUCCUUAUCCUGUUCUACCAACUGGCAUUAAGGUCGGGAUGAUCGGUGUUGUACCCAACUGUUCGACCAUCUUCGAAAUUCAAUCCGAAGGUGGAAAGAUGGGGACAGCUGUAAAAUCACUUGAAACAACUUUUCUCAACAAAUACGUUCGGAAUAACUCUCAUGACUCAACUUCAUAUUUGGAGAGUGUUGAUCGGUUCAUGUUAUCUUGUGUUGGAUAUUCUGUGGCUACGUUUGUAAUGGGAAUCAGAGAUCGUCAUAAUGAUAACCUGAUGGUUACUAAAGAUGGAAAGCUUCUUCAUAUCGAUUUUGGACAUAUUUUGGGACAUGGCAAAACCAAACUAGGAAUCCAAAGAGAUCGUGUUCCUUUUGUACUGACAGAGCAUUUCCUUUGCCUCAUUUCGAAAGGAAAUCCUGUUCCAAAAUCAGCUCACGAAAUAGAAAAAUUCCAAACUUUCUGUACAGAAGCGUUUUUGUAUUUAUACGAGGAAAGAUUGCUUUUCUCAUCUCUUUUCACGGCCAUGAAAUCUAUGGAGUUGCCUGAGCUUUCCACAGAGUCCGACGUAGAUCAUAUUAAGAAAUCUUUACGAGUAGAUAAUCCGGACAGGGAUGAAGCUCGCAAGUAUUUUGGCGAAAUAUUUGAUGAAGCUUUCAACGGGUCCUGGGCUACUAAGACUAACUGGUUCUUCCAUACGGUUAAACAUCUAUAA